Messenger RNA from Camelus dromedarius (Arabian camel), 3914 nucleotides. RefSeq names its product ankyrin repeat domain 33B (gene ANKRD33B). The coding region runs from base 181 to 1635 and encodes 484 amino acids. The transcript is spliced from 4 exons. Gene Ontology annotation, molecular function: protein binding. The record is from RefSeq and is a predicted model, not a curated record. NCBI's taxonomy places the organism in Eukaryota, Metazoa, Chordata, Mammalia, Artiodactyla, Camelidae.
CCUCCUGUGAGUCGAGUCUUGGAGUGCAGCCGCCGGGCGCGCGUUUCCGCCGGGCUGGAGCGCGCCGAGCACUGCUUUUCUCGGGCCGCCAGGGACAAGGGGCGGUGACCUCGGUGCGCGCCCGGCGUCCCGGUCUCCCCGCCCGCUCCCCGGCCCCCGGCCCGCGCCCGGGCCGCCAGCAUGGUGCUGCUGGCCGGGCCCGGGCCGGAGGGCGGCGGGGCGCGCCGCGUGUCUCCGCAGCCGCCGUCCCCACCCCGGGACGCGCAGGCCGGGGAGGACCCAGAUGACUACGAGGAGUACGAGGACUUCUCAAGUCUGCCUGACACCCAUAGCAUCGCUUCAGACGACUCCUUCUACCCUUCUGAAAGCGAGGAGGAGUACAGCUCCGUGAGCGCGGAGAGCGUCCCGGAGGGCGUCCCGGAGGCGGCGACCCUCCUGCGCGCCGCCAGCGCCAACGACGUGGGGUUGCUGAGGGCGCUGGUGCGGCGGGGCCCCAGCGCUGAGGAAGUGCAGGAGACCGAUCGCAACGGCCGGACUGGCCUUAUUGUCGCCUGCUAUCACGGCUUUGUGGACACCGUGGUGGUCUUAGCAGAGUGCCCCCAUGUUGACGUCAACUGGCAGGACAGCGAGGGGAACACGGCCCUAAUCACAGCUGCACAGGCAGGACACGUCACCAUCACCAACUACUUGUUGAACUAUUUCCCCGGCCUUGACCUUGAAAGGAGGAAUGAUUUUGGGUUCACGGCCCUGAUGAAAGCCGCCAUGCAGGGCCGAACGGAGUGCAUCCGAGCCCUGAUGCUAGCAGGGGCAGAUGUCCAGGCCAGGGACUCCCGCCGUGGGAUGACAUCCCAGGAGUGGGCGGCUUUCACAGGACGGUUCGAAGCCGUCCGCGUCUUCCAGAGGCUGCUGGAGCGACCCUGCGCGGAGCAGUUUGGGGAAAAGUACAAACCAGAGCUUCCACUGCCCCUCGAGGCGGGUCCGAAGCCUCCGGGCUCCAAAAACUGCUUGCAGAGGCUCACCGAAUUUGUGCGGUCUGCGCUGACCUCCCGCUCGCGCCAAGGCCUGGAGGAUGGAGGGGUUAUGGACCACAUGGUCAGGAUGACCACGAGCCUCUACAACCCCGCCGUGGCCAUUGUUUGCCAGACCGUGUGCCCCGAGGACCCCCCCUGUGUGGGAAAAAGGCGGCUGGCGGUUCAGGAAAUCCUGGCGGCGCGGGGGGACCCGGACACACAAGCUCAGGAAAGGGACAAGGCGGAGGGCACCGAGCAACCAUUCCGGACCUCCCCGGCGGCGGGGGUCUCCAGAGAGGAGACCCCCAGAGCCAGCCUCCCGUCUCCCCAGCUGCCAGCUGCCCCGCGGAGGGCCAGCCUCCUGCCCCUGCAGCUGCUUCGGCGGAGCAGCGUACGGCCGGGCGUGGUCAUCCCCAAAGUGCGCAUCAGCAAGGCGCCCGCGCCCACCUUCCAGCCCGAGAGGGCGGCGAGGGGCAGCACCAAGGACAGCGCCCACCUGCAGCUCCCCAAGUGGCGGUACAAGGAGGCCAAGGAGGAGAAAAGGAAGGCGGAAGAAGCAGAGAAGCAGCGGCUGGCGGCGGCGCAGAAGGAGAAGCGGACACCGUCCUGGAGGAGAAGGACGUGAGAGGGGCAGCCGCCCGGAAGGUGCGUCCGGCGCGGGGAGGCAGGACGCCCAGGCCCGCCGCGGAGGUGCUGCUGCCCGGAGCCCCAGAGGAGGCGGCGGGGAGGCCGUGCGGCUCCGUCCCGGGAAGGAUGCGCCUCCGGGCGCCCCCCGCCCCGGGCUUGCCUUUCACUCGCCGCGCACCCCUGCGCCCACAGGCUCCUUCAGGGGCCCAGAAACCGGUUCCUGUCUGUUUGGGCCGCACCAAGAAUGAACUGGGCAUAAACACAAAUCAGUCUGCGUAAAAUCAGUUCGGCUAGCAUCAGUACACCUAGUGGGCAUUUUGCCUGAAAGUCUGCCUUUAAAACCUCAAUUAAGAAAAUUUUAGGAGCAGUUUAUCAAAAGAACAUUUUCUGCGUAAUUUUGUAUUUUUAAUCACAAUCAGAUUUACAGCAUUUUACCAGUGUAUUUAAGAUGGUUUUUAACACAUUUGCCUGAAGACCCUUUGUUUAAAAUACCGUUUCUAGCAAUAAUUAGUUGUAAUAUCUCUGAUUUCGCACAGAAUUUGUGACACUCUCCCCCUUUUUUGCUGUUUGUUUUGGUCUCUGCCUUUUCAUCUCAUUGUGGGUGCCCAUGAGCACUGCAUGUUCUGAAUUUGAUCAAGUGAUGCUGAAUGUUUGUUUCUACUUGGUGGAGGCAAUUUACUUUUACAGAAAAAUGAUCAAGUAAGAUAGAAGAAUCAGAUUUCCUUGGAUCUUAGUUUUUAAGCUCUCUUGUCCAUACAGUGGUAAUAAUGAAGAAAAGCCAAUCAUCAAAGUAUGAAACAGUGCAAAGAGAAGCACAUAUUUAUUGCUAGAAUUAAGUUCAUUUUAAGCAAGGGACUUUUGAUAAACUGGAUACAAAGUCUUGAACACAUUCAAGAAUAGACAUAAGAGAAAAAAACUUGUUUAAUAAAAUGGGGGUAAAUUUAAUGAAUUAUUAGGAAUAAUAAAAUUAAGUCAUAUAUGCUCUUAGGUAAAUUGAAUUCAGAUAUCUCAAAAUGUAAAAAAGAUGCAAGAAGAAUAAGGAACCUGGAGUUCUGCAAACUACUGAACUAGGGGGCGGGGAUAAAUUCUUAGGGGGUGGGGGCUUAGAAUUGAAUAUUAAGCAAACAUGUUUCAGGCAGAUUCUCCUGGAGUGAGCUCGGUUGUUUCCUCCUCGAGACUCAGUUCCAAAGGAACCCCUGGUGUGGAAGUGCUUUUACUUCCCUUUGAUGACUGCCUCUGAUGUUCAUUUCACCCUCACGCCGGCUUUGCAGAAUUCCCAAGGUGUGGGACUUUGGCAGCGCACGUGUGUGAUUUGCCCUGGGCCCUGUGCUCUCCGAGAGAGUUUUCUGUCCCUACCUUUUAUCUCCAAAGCACUGAGAAAUUCUAAUGAAUCUCUGCCCAUCUGGGCUGUAGAGUAUCUGUCAUAUAUGCACUACCAACAGCACUUUAUUUAAAUAUUAUCCUUCUUGGAAGCCAUAGACUUAAAACAUUAUAGGCUGAUUUGGAAGCUCUUUAUUAUAACUCUGGAUUCGCAGGGGAAAUCGUGCUCCCUGGCCAUGUGGUGAUGAGUGCCGGUCUGUCUUGUGAUGUGGGUGGGUGGCGCCAGCCUCCCCUCCUCUCCUCCCACCCACGGGUGUUGAGUGUCUCACGCUCAUCUCUCCAAAAACCUCAAUAAACAGGCUGGCAGGCUGCACCCAGCCUGUUGGGAGACAGGUGUGAUGAUAACACAGCUUUUAAAGCCAGAUUUUAGUGAGUUCCUCCCUCAUCCCAGAAAGACACAAGAAAAGUGGCACAAAGGGCAGGACCCACUCUGAGCAUCACUGGUAUCAGUCAGUUGGCUGUGAGUCACCCACUUGCCUAUGAGUAGGGGUUGGCCAAGAACUCUUGGGUGAGAUGAGAGCUGGUCCCCGAGAUGGAGAGAAACACCCCUUGUCUCCCUGGCAGUUCAGUCCUUUGAGAUAUUUUUUGUGUUGAUACACCCUCAUUGCUUUGAAUGGCUGGCUGUAUUUUUCUCAUUAAGGGGUCACUCCCUGCCCCCUCUCUUCCAGUGCCGGUGACAGACAGGGGCACUGAUGGGUGGCGACCUCCUUCUCUCCACAUGUCCCCUCAGCUCUGUCACCACAUAUGGUCCCUACUGUCCCUUCUGUCUCCUUUCCUCCUCACUUGCUUGCUCUUUCUUUUCUUUUCUUUUCUUUUCUUUUCUUUUCUUUUCUUUUCUUUUCUUUUCUUUUCUUUUCUUUUCUUUUCUUUUUUCUCUUCUCUUCUCCCCUCCCCUCC